Strongyloides ratti is the source of this 1305-nucleotide messenger RNA. Its product is annotated as Platelet-activating factor acetylhydrolase family-containing protein. Gene Ontology annotation, molecular function: 1-alkyl-2-acetylglycerophosphocholine esterase activity. NCBI's taxonomy places the organism in Eukaryota, Metazoa, Nematoda, Chromadorea, Rhabditida, Strongyloididae. Bases 1 to 1305 code for a protein of 434 amino acids. The transcript is spliced from 2 exons. The record is from RefSeq and is a predicted model, not a curated record.
AUGGGUAUCAUAUAUUCUUUACCAUAUACUGGAGAAUACUCCCCAAUGUUACCAUUAAUUGGAACAGGAAAAUAUAAAGUAUCAUGUGCUGAUCUUAUGAUUGAUACCGGUGGUGAUAUAAUACAAGUCAAUGAUAAAGGGAUAAAAGAAGUUUGUAAAAAUUUAGGAACUUUUUUUAGAUUAUAUUAUCCUACUGAAAUUAAAAAUUUGGAUUCAAAAGAUAAUAAUAACAAUAAAAUUCACCCAUUAUGGGUACCACGAACAGAAUAUUUUACAGGUUUGGCUGAUUAUCAAGAAAUGUCUAGAUUUAAGUUAAGAGCCAUGAUGAAUACUGUUGUUGGUCAAAGAAGAAUACCAGCAACAUGGCAAGAAAAACUUAUAGAAAAUGAUGAUACAAAAGAUAUACCAUCAAAAUUUCCUGUUAUUAUUUUUUCACAUGGUCUCUCAGGUUGUAGACAUUUUUAUACAGUAAUAUCAACAGCUUUAGCUUCAUACGGUUAUAUUGUUGCUGCAUUAGAACAUAGAGAUUUAACAUCUUGUUGGACAUAUACUUUAUCAUAUGAUAAUGAUUUUAAACAUAAAAUUGAAACAUCCAUACCAAUGAGAAUGGUUGUUUCAGAACAUAAAGAUAUAAAAUUAAGAGGAAAACAAGUUUGUACACGUAUUAAAGAGUAUAAAACUUUAUAUAAAUUACUUCAUCAAUUAAAUGCUGGAGCACUUGGUACAUCACAAUCUAAGAUAUUGUUAGGUGAUGAAUUUGAUUGGGGUCAAUUUACUAAUAAACUUGAUCUUGAUCAAACAUUUCUUGUUGGUCAUUCAUUUGGUGCAACAUCAGCUGUUGCAGCAUUAGCUAAUUCAAAUGACUUUAAAGCAGCCGUUUGUUUAGAUGCAUGGAUGGAUCCAGUUAAAAUUGAUUUAUUACAUAAUAUAGAAAAACCUUGCUUAUUUUUUAAUAUUGAAGGUUUUCAAUUUCCAGAAAAUGUAAAAAGAAUAUUACUUGUAAAUAAAAAUGGAAAUAAAGAAAAUAGUUUUAUGUAUACAUUGAAAGGUGCUGUUCAUCAAUCAUUUAGUGAUUUUAGUUUUCUUCAUCCAGGAUUUAUUGGUAAAGCUGCCGGAUUACAGGGUUCAAAUGAUCCAUUACUUAUUGGAGAAGUAGCAACGGAAAUGAUUCAUAAUUAUUUCCAAAAAUUAAUUAAAAAGGAAGAUGCUCAUGAUAUUUUAGAAGAUAUACGUAAAAAACACGAUUUUAUUAUUAAAGGAACAACUUUAGUACUUGACAAUUGUGAGCUUGUAGAAAAAUUGUAA